AUGUCUGGCAUGCUGGAGUGUGGAACAACAGCACAGAAACACAUGGGGACGAUGUCAGUGUGUCCGUCCCAACUUAAUGUGCAGAACGCAUUAGCCCUGCUCCAAAGGUCUGGCCACCCACCCUGCACCCUGACCCCCGUCCCCGUCCCCGUCCCCGUCCCCCCCCUGGUGAGGACUACCAGGGACGCGCAAUGUCUAGAGUCCGACGACCUCGAGGAGGACAGCCGCUUCACCGCCGCGGGAAAACAGAAGCGCUCCCGCGCGGCGUUUUCGCAUCUACAAGUCCUUGAACUUGAGAAGAAAUUCAACCACCAGAAAUACCUUUCAGCCCCGGAGAGGGCUCACCUGGCCACAUGCCUGAGACUCACCGAGACCCAGGUGAAGAUCUGGUUCCAGAACCGGAGAUACAAGACUAAGAGGAAGCAGACUAAAGACUUCCAGCAGCCGGAGAGCUGCGGGGUGGAGGAGCAGGACAUCCUCCGCUCCUCCGUGCUCAGCUCCUUCUACCGGUCCUGUCUGUACCGACCUCUCCCCGGGGAGCUGGGCGGGCUGUGGGGGCCACCGUUCUGGUGAUGAUGGAAACAUGCCCAGCACAGUCGUGAGCGCACUUAACGCAUAGUUUCGGAUAUUGUGCGAUAAAAAAACUUUUGAUUGUUUUUAAGAACACCUCUAUUUCGAUUUUUUUUUUUACAUGAUUUUAUUAAAAUCGAUAGGAGAGAGGAAACGCUCUUUAUCAAGAAUGCAUAUUAACAUAAUCUGAACUUAAUUACGAACAUUGGCUACUUUCAGUGGUUCAUCUCGGGUCCUCCUGAUAUACCAUGGAUACGGUACAGAGGGGUCGGAGGUAAAGCUCCAUGUGUUACAGUUCACCAGCAUUUGUAAUAUAAUUUUAUUUUAUUUUAUUAUCUUUUUAUUGGAUUAUGCUUCUCCUUUUCCCUCGACCGUUUGUCUCCAGUCUCCAUAAUUGUUCAAUUAAUAUUGCGCCAUAUUUCUAUUUAUGGCAUGGGAGCUGUUACAAUGGCCUUAUUUUAUAACUGUUAUAACUGCGGGAAUUGAAAAUGUCUAAUAAAAAUGAGAAGAGAGAAGUCUGAGUUCUCAUAAUUAUGAUACCAUUAUGAAUAGACCAAUAUGGAUCUAUAAUCUGCGUUAUCAUGUAAUUCAUUUCGUUGUUGUCAUACAUGUUAUCAUGAUAGAUUCUUAAUUUCAAACGAUAAGCAAUAGGGCCAUAUGUCUCACCUGAACUAAUAUAUCUUCUUAUUAAGCAUCUCCCCAAGAGGGUUGAGGCUGAAGCUGCAGAUAUAGACACAACACGUAUACACGUACACAUGGUCAAACAUGUACAUCGGUCUGGGCUGGCAGCUCUAACACUAAGGUUGUUUUUUUAGGUAUUUUGAACUUUAAUCGUGAUUAACAAAGAAAAAAUGAUUUAAACUUAAAAAUGAGAGAAAAAAUAAACUGUCUUUUAAGUGAAUUAUUAAGUUCUGAAUCACAAACAUGACCUGCUAUGUGAACCGUUCGCCAAAGGUUGAUUCUGCACAGUGUCAACGAACCCGAUCCUCCAUCCCCUGCACACACUCUAAUUAACACGACGAUACUCCUACAUAUAUCAUAUGAACUACUAUUACUAAUGAACCACUGGUUCCCUCCCAGAGGACCACAGUGUUCUCACACUGCCUGGGUGUUUCAGUAUUCUGUCCGUCUGACUGUCCACAUCAGCCUGGGGACACAUGAUGACGUGACACAUCUCCUAUACUCUCUCCAUCCAACACAUUAGCCUGGGGAAACAUGAUGACGUGACACAUCUCCUACUCUCCAUCCAACACAUUAGCCUGGGGACACAUGAUGACGUAACACAUCUCCUAUACUCUCCAUCCAACACAUUAGCCUGGGGACACA
Gadus chalcogrammus (walleye pollock) is the source of this 1896-nucleotide messenger RNA. RefSeq names its product NK3 homeobox 1 (gene nkx3-1). Lineage: Eukaryota; Metazoa; Chordata; Actinopteri; Gadiformes; Gadidae. Gene Ontology annotation, molecular function: RNA polymerase II cis-regulatory region sequence-specific DNA binding; DNA-binding transcription factor activity, RNA polymerase II-specific. Gene Ontology annotation, biological process: regulation of transcription by RNA polymerase II; cell differentiation. Gene Ontology annotation, cellular component: nucleus. The record is from RefSeq and is a predicted model, not a curated record.